Sphaeroforma arctica JP610 is the source of this 801-nucleotide messenger RNA. RefSeq lists its product as hypothetical. Gene Ontology annotation, biological process: RNA polymerase II preinitiation complex assembly; transcription by RNA polymerase II. The coding region runs from base 22 to 801 and encodes 259 amino acids. The record is from RefSeq and is a predicted model, not a curated record. Gene Ontology annotation, molecular function: histone acetyltransferase activity; TBP-class protein binding; RNA polymerase II general transcription initiation factor activity. The transcript has 5 exons. NCBI's taxonomy places the organism in Eukaryota, Ichthyosporea, Ichthyophonida. Gene Ontology annotation, cellular component: transcription factor TFIID complex.
AGAAAGCUUCCGCUGAUCAAAAUGAAGGAAAUGCUGCAACAAGAGUUCAACGUCAAGAAGUCCGAUAUACCCGAGGGCCGGUGGAAGGUGGUUGACCUGGUACGAGAAAUGAGUACCAAAGCUGCCCACGCUGCGGGAGGUGGGGGGCACUUAGCACGGUUUGCGCGUAGCACGCGCAUCUCUUUUGCAGAACAUCACCAGCGAUUCCUCGACGAAUGUCAGGCGGCGUUUGAUAAGCAGAAUGCUGCGCUGGGAAAUACGGACCAGCUCGAAUCGGAUGCGUCAUCCGACGACGACGAUGAGGACUUGGCAAACAGUCUCGAGGGUAUGAUGGACGGCUCCCAAGGCCCCACUACCCGCGCCAAAAUAUUAAAGAUAACCCGCACGUUUGUCGAUGAGGACGGCAAUAUGGUCAAGCGCACAGAGGUGGUGCGGGAUCUGCGAGUGAUUGAAAUGUACAUAGCACAGGAGGAGGAGAACGCCCCCCUGCCCACAGACGACGCACAGAACGAGAGAGGCGGGACAACUGGCAGGGGUAAAAGGAAGCGCAGAACGGACGACGAUGGCUUGGGCGGCGGUCGCGCUGCCCGCGGACAAGGGGGUAUGCGAGGGAAGAAGAAGUGCAGUGCUUGUGGUCAAAUAGGUCAUGUCAAGUCCAACAAGAACAAGUGUCCUGAAUGGCGCGAUAAGAAUGGGGAUCCUCAUAACUACAACCUGGCUAGCCCUCCGGGAGGCAGAAACGAUGACGUGUCGGAGGAGGAGACUGUCAAGGUGUGUGUAGAUACUUGUAUAUGUACAUAG